UCUCAUGGUGGGGCGCAUGCGCAAUCGGCGGUUGUGCACGGAAGCAGUUGGGCUCUGUGACAAUGUCAAAUAAAGAAGUCAAAUCUGCUUUAAAAAGUGCACGAGAUGCCAUCAAAAACAAGGAGUUCAAAGAUGCCCUAAAACACUGCAAGGCUGUUCUGAAGCUUGAGAAGAAUAACUACAAUGCCUGGGUGUUUAUUGGAGUUGCAGCCAGUGAGCUGGAGCAGCCCGAGCAGGCACAAACAGCCUACAGGAAAGCUGUGGAGCUUGAACCUGAGCAGUUGCUUGCAUGGCAGGGCCUUGCAAAUCUGUAUGAAAAAAUCGACCAACCAGAUUUCAAAGCCGAGCUGCCCAAAAUCUAUCAAAAACUCAUCACAUUAUAUGAAACUUCAGAUAAAGUCAAAUACUUUGAAGUGAGCAAGAAGUUGGUGGACAUUUAUCAGACAGAAAAGAACUUCUUACAGGUGGCGAGGGUAUGGCGGCGCCUCAUUCAGGUGAGAGAGGCCGAGGAUGGGAUUGAGAACUUCGAGCUGCUUGAACUAUGGAGAGAAAUGAUCAGGCUGCUAAUGGGCUCAGUGCAAGAGCAGGACAACGAGACACAGCAACAUCUGCUGUCCGCUUUCGAAAAAGCUCUUCAGCUCACAGAAAACGUGCCUAGUGAAGACCAUAAGCAACUCAUUCAAGAUUACAUUAAAUGCCUGUCAAACCUUUCUCAUGAAGUGGUGAAGAUGAAGGAGAUGUGCGAUAUCAUGCUUUCCCUCUACCCAAAAGACUCCUAUCCUCUGGCAGUUCUAGUGGAGCAUUAUUUACAUUUAGAUGAUUGCAGUGAAGAAGCUGUGAAGGUAUACACUCGUCUCUUGGAGCUGGACCCGGUUAAUUCACUGGCUCACUUUGGUCUGGGUAAAAAAGCUCUUCAGGACAAGAAAUAUGAGGAUGCUAUCAAGAGCUUUGGUCUUGGCCUGAGACGGAUGCGCUCCAGUGUCAUUGGCUGGUAUUAUCAUGCUCAGGCUGAGCUGAAAAUGCACAAAUACUGUGAUAGUGCUAUGUCCUCCAGCCAAGGGCUGAAGGGGUGUGCAGGGUUUUCUGAAGACUGGACCCAGAAGCUGAUGAGAUUAAAGCUGGAAGCAUUAGUGAGAACUGGGACAGAGCAAAGUGCAGAUGAGGCUCUGGGGAUGCUUUCACAGAUGCCAGACGCUAGCAACGAUCCUGCUUUGUUAGUGUUCAAAGGUAGAGCGUAUUUACAAAAGGAAAAGCUUGAGGAAGCCUUUCAGGUGUCUUCUGAUUUGCUGAGCUUGCAUCCUGGCUCUGUGGAGGGUUUAACCUUAAAGGGACUGACACAUGGAGCUAAAAAUGAAUACCAGCUGGCAGAGCAAUGUUUCAUUGAUGCUGCAUCUCAGAGGCCAGACAGUGGGGAGUUGUACUUCCUGCUAGGGCAGCUUUAUUGGAACAUGGGGGAAGAUAUGCAGAGGGACAGAAGCAAAGUUCACACUCAUCUGCUGAAGGCUGCAAAGCUGGAUCCCUAUCUUGGCUCUGUUUUCCGCUACUUGGGUCACUACUACAGGGAAGUGGCCAAAGACCAGGGCCGAGCUAGAGGCUGCUACAAGAAAGCAUUUGAGCUGGAUUCCACUGAUGCAGAAGCUGGAGCUGCCACCGUGGACCUCAGCAUGGAACAAGGAGACAUGGACUCCGCUUUGGCAGUUCUUCAGACAGUGACAGAGAGAGCUACGCCUGGUUCAGCUAAAUGGGCCUGGAUGAGAAGAGGCCUGUAUCAUCUUAAAGUGGGCCAGCAUGCACAGGCUGUUGCAGACUUGCAGGCAGCGUUGCGGGCUGACCCUCAGGACUGGGUGUGUUGGGAGUGUUUGGGCGAGGCCUACCUGAACCGCCACAGCUUCACAGCUGCCCUCAAAGCUUUUGCUAAGGCUCACAUGCUGCAUCCCAGCUCUAUUUACAGCCUCUACCAGAUGGCCUCCAUUAAACAGAUUCUGGGCAGGUACAAAGAGGCAGCAGUGGAGUACCAGCAGAUAAUAGAAACUGAAGAGUAUGUCCCAGCUCUCAAAGGACUUGGAGAAUGUCUUUUGGCCAUGGCUAGAACCGCAAUGGAAGACUACCUGGAUGGAAGAGCAGUAGACCUCAUACAGGAAGCCAUUAAAUAUUUGUUCAGAGCAGUGCAGCAGCGUGCAGAUCUCUCAUGUCUGUGGAAGUUGCUGGGAGAUGCUUGUACCAAAUGCAGCUCUGUUUCUCCUAACCGAGUCUGUGUACUGGUGCCUGGAGCGCUGUGUGGAAGAGAGCCUGCAAAUAAGAAUCACACACUGGACCAGAAACCGCUGCUGAGUCUGGGGGAGAGAUGCUAUGGCCGUGCUUUGAAACUGAUGGCAGAAGCCCCGAGCCUGUGGUGUGAUCUGGGCCUCAAUUACUACCACCAGGCUAGGCUGUUCCUGUCCAUGUCUGCAGAACAGGAUGUGCAGUCCCUGCUGGAGAAAGCUCUGCAGUGUGUUAAAAAGGCAGUCAUGCUGGACAGUGGGAAUCACACGUACUGGAAUGCACUGGGGGUUGUAGCAAUGAGUAAAGGAGUUGAAAACUCUGCCCUAGCACAGCACAGUUUCAUCAAAUCAAUCAAAGCUGAGCCGAAUAAUGUUGUAGCAUGGACAAACCUUGGAACUUUGUAUCUGAAGAAUCGCAACAUUGAGCUCGCACACGAGGCCUUUAAGAUUGCGCAAUCUCUGGAGCCGCUGUAUGUUAACUGCUGGAUUGGACAGGCAUUCAUUGCUGAGACAGUAGGAAGCUAUGACACCAUGGAUCUCUUCAGACACACUACCGAGCUCAGCACUCAUACUGAAGGAGUGAAGGGUUAUGCCUAUUGGGUCUGUUCCACUCUACUGGACAAGAGUAACCGAGACUCAGAGCUUUACCGCUACAACAUAGUCCAGAUGAAUGCUGUUUCAGCUGCCCAGGUGGCCUUAACCAAAUAUACAGAGAGGAUUCAGACAGAUGCUGAAGCUUUUGUGAUGUUGGGCUUCCUGAAUGAACACAUGCAGCUGAAAAAGCAAGCAACCGGAGCCUAUAAGAGAGCUGUGGGGUUGCUCCAGAACAACCCACAAAGAGAAGAACUCUGCUUCGCACUCCGAGGCUAUGCUCGGGCCCUCUGUGACACAGAUCAGUGGGAAGAGGCUGUCCGUCAUUAUUCCUCCAUGCCACUGGAGGAGCUGCAUGAUCUCACAGGAUUGGCUCUUGCCUGCUUUAGAGCCGGACACCUCCCAGAAAGUAUUAAUGCUUAUGAGAAAGCUCUUGCAGUGGCCUCGACUGAGAAGGAAAAAGCCUAUAUACUAACAGCUUUGGCUUUACUACAGCACAGACUGGGGAACAAGGACACUGCCAAAACCUUACUCUUUAAGUGCUCUUUGCUGAAGGAGCCAAUUCCAGAGAGUUUGCUGUGUUUAUGUGCUUUGGGCCUGGUCCAUGGAGAUGCCACCUUGGCCAGCGCUGCUCUUUCGGAGCUGCUGAAGUUGGAUGUUGCUGUAAGGGGCACUGUGGAGGACCAGUGCCUGCUCACAUGUACCCUGCUGGCCCUCCAGGGCAACUACAAUGCUGUCCAGAGAGAGGCUUCCAGAGCAGUGUUCCGAAACCCUGGAAAUCCGUCUCUCUGGGCACUGCUGUCCAGACUGGUGCCACAGUACUGUCCCAGCAAAGCUGACGGUGGAGCUGUGGCAGGUAGUGUGGCAUGUCAUGCUAGCAUGACUCUAGGAAAGAGGGCAAUGCUGUACAGUGGAAUGAAUCAGUUGGCCUUAGGCAGACAUUCAGGGGAAGACAAGAGCAAAAAUGCUUUGAAGACCAUCCAAAGAGCUGUGCUACUCUGUCCAGAUGAUCCCGUGGGAUGGGUAGGGCUUAUGGCUGCAUGUCACACAGAGAAUGUAGCAUGUGCCCUGUCAGGCUCCUCCCCAUGCAGAGAGGGUCUAGAGAGAGUGCUUAUGGCCCUGGUGUCAGAGAAAGUAAAAAGCCUGCAGAGAGAGGAUGGGCUUUUGGCUCAAGCUCUGGAAGGCUGGGUGCUGCAGCAGGCUGUAUCAGGACUCAAACAGAGUGGCCAAUAUGAUGAAGCCGAAGCCUUGUGCUCACAGGUGUUGAGUGUCUCUCCUGAGCAUCCUGCAGUGUUCCUGUUGCUCAGGCAGGUUCAGUGUGAGAGCCUUUUGCUGUCCGGUGCCAGAGACUGCAUCCCUCCCACAGUGCUGGACCAGCUGAGAGCUGCGGUUAUGGCCAACCCAACCUCAGUGUCUGCUUGGCACUGGCUGGCGGAGGUGUACCGAUCUCAGGGUUUGCUGGCACAGGCCUCAGUGGCUCUGAAACAGAGCCUGCAGCUCGCCUCUCAGCUCGGUCACUACAACGGGAAGCUCAGCAGCCUGCUGCGACUCGCCCUGCUCUCACUCAUCCCCUGCAUGGUGAGACCACGUACCUGCCAUGAGAAUGCCUCAGAAAGGAAAGCCCUAUCCGUGCUGCUGACAGUACAGCCAAAGGAAAGUACAAGCGAUGCCGCUUUGCAGACAUCCAGAGGGAUUACCUCCUCUCACUCAUCAGUCUGGAGAUUACAGAGGGAAAGAGGGAUUGAUGAUGCCUGCCCACAGUGGGCAAUUAGCCGAGGUGCUAAAAGCACCUUUCACUCAUGUUCUAGUAUGAGUAAAUGCUGAAAUUGGGUGACCUUUGUAAACACUCUACAUGAACAGAGGGUUUGAAUGGCAGUCAGCUGAAAUGUAAUUAAAUAUUGAACCAUAUGAUUUGUAAAAUGCUUACAGUUUGACACCACAGCAAUGUUGAAUUCCAUGAUUUGGAUAUUGAGACUCAGAUAUUAAUGGGUUUCUAUAACAGCAGCUCUGACUGUACUCCUGUAUUUAUUAAUGGUUGUUUUGUGGGCAUCAAACAUCGUUUAAACAACAUUCUUUAAUAUCUAAAAUUCGGUGAUGGGGUUGAACCCCCCAACCUUUAGAGUCUUAAACAUUGAGCAACGACUUCCCUACAGAACAUUACAUAAAGAAGAGCAGCAUUCUUUUUGCAGCAGGUCACAUCACACCAAUCAGCACAGUCCAUAAAGUUUAAUCACUUACAUAGUAUAACUUGAUCAAGUUAAUAAAUUGAACGAGCUAGAAACAAAUCUAUUUUAAGUUUGAGGUCAUUAGAUGUUGUUGAGCAUCUAAAAACUAAGCACAGUUCCUGACAAAAGUGUGCUACAUACACAAUUUGAACUACCACAGAACUACCACCUCCCCCACAGCAUUGUAGCAUAAGAUGAGGUAGAAGUUUGACAAAGACUUGGCAACCCAAAAAAGCAAGCCUGCUCAGUGAGCUAAUGUCUAUUGUAACUUAAGACUGGUUCAGAGAUAAAUCUUCCUUUGCUAAGUUAAAAAUGUUUAAUAUUCUUUAUGUAUUGUCACACCACUAAUGUUGACGAAUUACCUUUUAUGUCCCUUACCGUUAAUUCUCACAAGUAUGUUGUAGUCAGAAAUAUUUGUGUUUUAACAGUAUGUCUGCUGAAUAUAUAACAGUGCAGCUGUUUGGCUUUUCCUUUGCGGGCUUCUCCCCCUCACUUUCACAGUGUAGUAAUUAUCCGUCCUGUAUUGGCCUGAUUUGUCUUGUGUUUAAGCUGACUCUAGCUUGGCCCUUCUAAUUCAAUCAGAGUCUUUCAUUCCAAAGCAAUCUCUUGAUUAAAACAUCUUGGCACAUUUUACCUACAGUAAUUUUUUUAUUAUAGAAAUAGAUGGAGGUAAAGCAGACAAAUGCAGCUCUUAGUGGAAAGUUAAACUCUUGGUACUUUAAGACUACAGUUGAUUGGUUAUGCAAUAAGUUUUUAUAAUGGGGAUUGGUAUUUUGGGGUAAAGGGAUGGAACUUGCCUAUUGUUGAAGAACAAUUCAGCAGGGAAUAAAUGCAGUACGUUACAGAGACCUUGUGUGCAGAAUGCAGUGAUUUAUUUCAGCUUGGUGUGUUUGUG
This is a messenger RNA of Silurus meridionalis, 5972 nucleotides long. It is a transcript of the gene skic3, whose product is annotated as tetratricopeptide repeat domain 37. Bases 63 to 4676 code for a protein of 1537 amino acids. Gene Ontology annotation, cellular component: Ski complex. The transcript is spliced from 39 exons. Lineage: Eukaryota; Metazoa; Chordata; Actinopteri; Siluriformes; Siluridae. Gene Ontology annotation, molecular function: protein binding. The record is from RefSeq and is a predicted model, not a curated record.